Prunus armeniaca (apricot) is the source of this 1386-nucleotide messenger RNA. The record is from the annotation of a GenBank genome assembly. Lineage: Eukaryota; Viridiplantae; Streptophyta; Magnoliopsida; Rosales; Rosaceae.
AUGGAGCAAAGUAAGGGCAGGAGAUUGAUCUUCUUCCCACUGCCCCUUCAAGGGCACAUAAACCCAAUGCUAGAGCUGGCCAGCGUCCUACACUCCAAAGGCUUCUCCAUAACCAUCAUGCACACCCACUUGAACUCUCUCAACCCUUCAAGCUAUCCACACUUCACCUUCCACUCAAUUCCCGAUGGCUUAUCCGAAAGCGAAGCCUCCACGAAGGACAUUGUCCUCCUGAUUUCUCUUCUUAAUGUUAAAUGCGUUGAGCCUUUCAGGGCAGCCUUGGCUGACUUGUUAUCUAAUGUUUCCAAGGAGCCUGUUGCUUGCUUGAUCGCUGUCCUCCGCUUUCACUUCACUCAAUCUGUUGCUGAAAGCUUCAAGCUCCCAAGGAUGUUGUUAAGGACUGGGGGUGCCACUUCCUUACUUGUUUAUACUCAGUUUCCACUUCUGCAUGAAAAGGGCUACCUCCCCAAGCAAGAUUCUCGACUUGAAGAGCCAGUGGUAGAGUUUCCACCUCUCAAAGUCAAAGACCUUCCUGUAAUCCAUACGCUGGAUCCAGAAAAAUAUUAUCAACUAGUAGCUGGCCGCCUGAAAACGGAAGUUAAGGCCUCAUCUGGACUCAUUUUCAACUCUUUUGAAGACAUUGAAGGAAAUUCACUUGCCACAAUUCGACAAGAAUUCCCCGUUCCAAUUUUCCCAAUUGGCCCUUAUCAGAAACGUUUCACCGCAGCCUCUUCCUCAAGCAGCUUAUUAAGUUUAUCACACGACCAAAGUUGCAUUUCAUGGCUUAACACUCAAGCACCAAAAUCUGUGGUCUAUGUUAGCUUUGGGAGCCUUGCAACACUAAACGAAGCUAAGUUUUUGGAGAUAGCUUGGGGGCUAGCCAACAGCAGCCAGCCCUUCUUGUGGGUGGUUCGAUCCGGAUUAUUCCAUGGCCCAGACCCAUUUCCUGGUGGGUUUUUGGAGGGUUUGAAUGGGAGGGGCCACAUUGUGAAGUGGGCGCCACAGAAACAAGUGCUGGCCCAUCCAGCUGUUGGAGUGUUUUUUAGUCACAAUGGUUGGAACUCUACACUGGAGAGCAUCUGUGAAGGGAUCCCUAUGAUUUGCAUGCCAUGUUCUGCUGACCAGAUGAUGAAUGCAAGAUAUGUAAGCGAUGUUUGGAAGGUAGGGUUGCAGUUGGAGCAUGGGGUUGAGAGAAAUGAGAUUGCAAAAACAAUCAGAAAGCUGAUGGUGGAGAAACAAGGAGAAGAUAUCAAAGACACAGCCUUGAAGCUAAUGGAGAAGGCAACUCUUUGCUUCAAAGAAGCUGGCUCUUCAUACCAAUCUUUGGACAGCCUGGUUAAACAUAUUUUAUCAAUAACAUCCUUCGCUUUUGGAAGGCAGAGUGAGUGA